Mus musculus (house mouse) is the source of this 30342-nucleotide messenger RNA. It is a transcript of the gene Chd9, whose product is annotated as chromodomain helicase DNA binding protein 9. The record is from RefSeq and is a predicted model, not a curated record. NCBI's taxonomy places the organism in Eukaryota, Metazoa, Chordata, Mammalia, Rodentia, Muridae. The transcript is spliced from 38 exons. Gene Ontology annotation, cellular component: cytoplasm; nucleus; cytosol. Gene Ontology annotation, molecular function: ATP binding; ATP hydrolysis activity. Bases 20659 to 27798 code for a protein of 2379 amino acids.
GGUCUCUCUAUGUCAUCUUGGCUGGCAUGUAACCCAGAAGUCAGAGAUCUGUCUCUGUCUUCCAAGAGCUAAAAUUAAAGGAGUGAGCUACCACAUCUGGCUCAAGGUAGGUUCUUACUACAUUGUUUAGGUUGGCUUUGAAUUAACUCUGUAGUCCAAGCUGACACUAAGUUUAUAGUCCUCGGCUCAGCCUUCCACAUACCUGGGAUUGCAAGCCUUCGCCACCAAGCCUGGCUUUGUUUUACUUCAAAUAACAUUUUCAACACAUUAGUUUUUUUUUUUUGCAUAUGUUAAUUAUAUAUAAUAGAAAGCUUUGUUGUAACCUUUUCAUACACAUAAUGUGUAUAUGCAUAUAAUGUAGUUUGAUCAUAUUAACAAGCACUAUAAUAACUUCUUUUGUCUCCUCUUGAUCCUCAUCCUCUUUCCAAUCAGCCUUCCUUUUGCUUUUGCUUGUGGUGUGACCUAAUGAUCUUCAUCACAGUGGCUUACAGGAGUACGGGUGAGGGGCUGUUUAUAGGGACCAGAAAGAACACCUUGCCAGUAGCUACAACAGUGAUGGAAGUGUCUCUCCCUCCCCUAACUACUGCCUAUAGAUUCUCAGAGAGGGGCAGGACCUUGUGAACCUGUCCUGCUUCCAUGACUGAAUGUUGGUGAUGGAUCCAAUCGUGUGCAGGUUUUGAAGAGGUGUGCAGAGCUGCAGUAGACACACUAUGCCCAGGUGACACAUUUCACAGCACUCUACCCCUGCCUUCCACUAUGAUGGUCUUUAUGCCUCCUCUUGUGAAAUGUCCUCUGAGCCUUGGUCCCGCCACUUCUGAGCCUUGGACUGGCCAUACAGAUAUUCCAGUUAGAGCAAAGCAUUCAAUGUUCACGUACCCUCAACACUUUGACCAGUUAAUUGCUGUCCGCCACAAAAAUAAUACUUCUCUGACAUAAAGCUGACAGCAGCUGUAAUCUAAUGGCAUAAAUGUGAUUAUUUAGAAGGUACUUUGGUAGGCAUAUCAUAUCCACUUAGCAAAACAACAGUAAUAUCUUCUCCACUGGGCCUGUGGGUGGUCUUCCCAGGUGUAGUCUCUUUUGACGGGGUCUACAGUACCAGAUGUGGGGCAUCUCAAAUCCAGUCCAGCAGGCUGGUUAUCCUCAUGACAGGCUUGUCCCUGCUGCACCAGUGGCACCAAAUAAUUUAGUGGCAGAUAAUAGUUUAGCAGACAGGAUUCACAGCUGAGUAAACACUGCCCAUGACAACUCUCUGAGCACUUUCUGCAGCUAUGGUUCAAGUUCUGGAACCUGAGUAUCAAUGCACAGGCUUGGAAAUGUCUAAGAUGGACGUACUGAAGAUAUGCUUAGGUAGUCUUUAAAGGCACAGACCUAGCUCCAUUCUACUUGUUGAGUGUAGGAUAUUGCUCCCUCUACUGGAGGGAGGGUCAAGCAUGGAGAAAUUCUCCAAUGACAGAAUUUAGUUUAGUCUAUUGUUUGUAUAUAGUCUUUUACUAAUUGCUUUGUCCAAUGUAGAAUUCAACUAUCAACCAUUAAACUUAUUUACUUUCUUGCUUUGUUUUUCUAAGAAGGAAGUGUUUUGUUGUUUGUUGUUUUGUCUUCUGAUUCAUUUUUUUCUAAAGAUGUUUCCAACUUUGAAAGUAAGGGCUCACUUUUGUAGAUUUGCAAGUGAUGUGGCCUCCUCCAUUGCUAACAUAUAAACAUACAGACAUUCAAGAGAAAUUCUUUUAAAACUCCAUUUGUAAAUCAUUGUGGGCUGGAGAGAUGACUCAGUGGUUAAGAGCACAUAUUGUUCUUGCAGAGGACCCUGGUUCAAUUCCCAGCACCUAUAUCACACAGCUCACAACUGCCUAUCACUCCAGCUCCAGGGGAUCUAACAUCCUUCUCUCUGCUCUCAUAUGCAGAUAUGUAUACAUACAUAAUAAUUAAAAUCAUUUUUAAAACACAUUUUCUUGUUCUGGACUGAUAAGUUAGUGAAGUUUAAAAGCUACUAACCUUUUUUUUUUUUUUUUUUUUUUUGAGACAGGAUUUCUCUGUGUAGUCCUGGCUGUUCUGGAGCUCACUUUGUAGACCAGGCUGGCCUCGAACUCAGAAAUCUGCCUGCCUCUGCCUCCUGAGUGCUGGGAUUAAAGGCGUGCACCACCAUGCCCCGUGCUUUUUUAUUUUUUGAAAUGUAUGUGUAUAGGUGUUAUACUUGUAUAUAUAUAUCUGUACUGCUUGUAUGCCAGGGGCCUAAGGAGGCUAGAAUUGGGCAUCAGAUCCCUUGGAACUAGAGUUAGAGAUGGUUAUGAGUCCCUAUAUGGGUAGUGGGAAUCAAACCUGGGUCUUCUGGAAGAACAGCUCCUGUUUUUAACCACUAAGCCACCUCCAGCUCUAGUGCUCUUAGUUUGUUUGUUGUUUUGUUUGUUUUGUUAUUGUUGUUUUGGUUUAGCACAAGUUUCUCUGUGUAGCUCUGACUGUCCUGGAACUCACUCUGUAAACCAGGCUGGGAUUAAAGGGGACCUCUGCCUCCUAAAUGCUAGGAUUGGGAUUAAAGGUUUGCACCACGCCCAGCUUUCCUUUUCUCGCUCUUGCUCGCGUUCUCUCUCUCUCUCUCUCUCUCUCAUUUUUAAAAUCAGGUUUCAUUAGCUCUAUCUCUUGCAAUAAUUUUGUUUUGGAUUAAACUAGCACAUACUAUUAUAGCCAUUUAUGAGCGGUGUUAUAGAAUAUGAGCGGUGUCCAAUUUUCCUUUCUUGAUCAAAGCUAAUUCUGCCAUAAGCCUGGUGAUACAGGGCAGCGAGUUAAAGCUCUCGCUGUGCGUGGCUGCCCACCUGAGUCUGAAACAGACCCCUAAAGCAGUUCUCCACAUGUGCUCUAUAGUGAGCAGCUGUGUACACAUCCCAACAAAGGAAGUUCUGAGACAAAGCUUAUACUGUGGACAAGAUUACUCUUUGAUCUACUUCCUGAAAAGUCACUGUGGUGCUUCCCUCAAAUGGACAAGACUGCUGAGAAAGCUGACUGUUUAAAGAGUAUUUCUAUGCUUUGCCUUUUCUCUUCCCUCAAUGGUAGUCAUGUGGACAAAUGUCAACUAGCUUAUCACAAGGUUUCACUAUGUACCAAGGCUGGCCUGGAACUCUCUGUGUGGACAGGGUUGGUCUCACACUCACAGUGAGACCUGCCUCUGUCUCCUAAGUGCUAGGAUUAAAGGCUUGUAUGCCAUCAUGCUUAGUUGCUAUUUGAAAAGGAGAAAAAGCUAAGGAAAGAGGCCUGCUUAUAGAUUAGUGGAGCAAAGGGGUAGGAGAAGCCAUAGCGAGUGUUUCCAAGUGAUUCUUUACAACAUUGAAGCAGAAACAAAACAUUCACCUUCAUCUUUUGUUUUUGGAGAAAAUAAUUUGACAGACAAACACUCUAGGAUUUUUAAGCUCUUUUAUAACAUAUUUUGUUCUAUUAUAACAGUCUCUAGUUUUUGUCUUUGCAAAGUGAAAAUGACAUAUAAGUUAAAUUCACUGUACACAUUCUAUAGCAAAGUGAUGUAGGGUGGCUUAACUGUCAUUCGAAACAGGAAAUGCUGGUUUAGAUGUGCUUAUAUAUGAUGCUCUGUUAGCUUUUCUGAUAAUUUUUGUAUUGUUUUAUUUUGUUUUGUUUUUUUCAAGACAGGGUUUCUCUGUGUAGCUAGCUAUGGCUGUCCUGGAACUCACUCCAUAGACCAGGUUGGCCUCGAACUCAGAAAUCCGCCUGCCUCUGCCUCCCAAAUGCUGGGAUUAAAGGCAUGAGCCACCACUGCCUGGCUCUGAUAAUUUAACAUUGCUUAACUUCUCAAUGUUCUUCCCUCUUAAGCUACAGUGAUACAUACUAUUUAAACACAUGAAAAGUGAGAUUGGACAGCCUGUGCAAGGCACUUUUGCUGUGUUUUGUUUUGCGGUUUGUUGUUUGUUUGUUUGUUUUAAGACAGGGUUUCUCUGUGUAGCCCUGGCUCCACUGGAACUCACUCUGUAGACCAGGAUGACCUCUUAACUCAGGGAAUCCUCCUGUCUCUGCUCCUACCCCUCCCCUCCCCAGUGCUGGGAUUAUUAAAGGUAUGCACAGCCACAUCUGGCUACAAGGCAUAUUUUUAAGAUAAUAUUUUCUUAAUAAAUUUAAUAUAAGGUUGUUAUAAACAUUGAUUAUUUAAAAGACACAUAUGUAAAAAAUAUUGCUAUGUGUGAUACAGAAUAGAUAUGGGAUAUGACCAUGAUUUCUCAUACUCUAGAGAUUGAGGCCAGAAGAUUAGACUUCUCAGCAAGUUUGGAAAAUUUAGUGACACUCUGUCUCUAAAAGCAAGAACAAGGAGUGAAGGAGCAGAGGAAGAUAAGAAUGAAAUUGGAACUUGUGAGGUUGUUAGGAAAGAUAACCACUGUUGACAUUUUGUUAUAUAAGUAGCCAGUGAAGUCUGUUGUACAAACAGUGUUGCAAUUUUAAGAAACAAAGUUAGAAUCCAAGUGUCACUGUUGACACUUUGUUACGUAAGUAUCCAGUGAGACAGAUACCCUAUAAAGUCCUCACUGGCCUGGAACUCACUUUACAAGCCUGGAAGCCCUCUACCUCCCACUUGCUACAGUCUUCCUGGCUCUGUCUUCUAAAGCCUACAAUUAACCAAACAGCCACACCUCACAGCCUCCUGCUAAGAAAGUGUAAUAGCUAACAGGACAGUGCUUGGCAAAAAGUUUAAGUGCUGUAUCUAAAUACUUGACAUACAUUUAUCAACACAUUGGGCCAUCACAAUGAACACUUCAUUUGGAUUUGAUCCUUUGCUUUCAUUUACAUGAGAGGAAACUGAGGUUUGGAGAGGAUAAUGAACAUCAAGGUACAUAAUAAACAGUUACUGUUAGUUCAACCCCUCCUAGUUUGAUUCCAUUAUCACUUUGGGUAAGUAUGUUAAUGGUUACAUACUAUAUAACAGUAAUAUGCUAAUUUCCCCCUCUUCCCAUUCAAAACUCGACAUUACUAGUGCUGGGGAGAUGACUCAGUGAGUAAGAGAACUUGCUGGGCAAGCAUGAGGCCCUGAGAGCAGAUUCCCAGCACCCAAAAGCCAGGUGUGCUGUUGCACUAACUCCUGCACUGUGUGGGACAGAGACAGGAGGAUUGCUGGGACUUGCUAGUCAGUCAGUCCAGCCAAAAGAUGCUGAGCUCCAAGUUCAGUGAGAUACUGCCUUGAAGAAAUAAGGUGGGGAGUGAUAGAGGAAGUGGUCUAGUAUGCUUUGGCCUCUUCCAGGGUGUAAGCACACCCCAUCCCCCAUCCCUAAUCCCCCAUACUGUUGAGAACCUCCAGCUAUAGAAAACUAUGGAUUUCUUCAGGCAAUGCUGGUAAUAGAUUAUCCAUUACCAGAGGGAGAACAAUCCCAGGGCAAGACAAACAAAAAACUUAAAAUAUUGUAUGUAUGAUAACACCAAAUGUCCCAAAGGUAAACCCAAUAAUUAUCUUCAGAUGUUUGAAGGACUUCAGAGGCCAGAAUAAAGCCUAGCAAGCAGAAAUGAGAUCAUGGAAGAAGUUUCCAAUAAAGCUCUUUUAUUGAAAGUGGAGAAGUAGGAUAGUAGCCCAGAAUUCAUUCUCUCUCUCUCUCUCUCUCUCUCUCUCUUUCUUUCUUUCUUUCUUGUUUUUUUUUUUUUUUUUUUUUUUGAGACAGGGUUUCUCUGUGUAACCCUGGCUGUCCUGGAACUCUCUUUGUAGACCAGGCUGGCCUUAAACUCAGAAAUCCACCUGCCUCUGCCUCCCAAGUGCUGUGAUUAAAGGCGUGCACCACCACGCCUGGCCUACCCAGAAUUUUCCUAAGAGAAUUUCUGUAGGUGGGUAAUGGACUAACUUGUUUAUUUCAACUCCUAAAAUUCUAUCACUGUAGUUUUAGAAUAUAUUAUUUAAAUUGUCUAUGUAGCUUCUGUGUAGCAAUUAUAAUAUUCUAUUUUUUUAGUUAAAGUAGGGCAUUUUAAUCUAGAAGAUUUGACAGGAAUAUCAAGCAUUUAUCCUCUAGCUGUAGAUAAAUUGCUAGACGAUUUCUGUUUUGCACUUUGGCUUACUCAGACAAUCAAGAUUUUUAAACUAUCUAUUUUAUAAUAGUGAACUGUGACUGACGAGGCUUCUCUAUUUGAGUAACCUGAAAGUAUCAUAAAUGAAGAAGUGCUUUACUACGAUGUGGUAGCAGUGCUGUAGGGAGAGACAUCAAGUGCACAGCAGGAGCUUGCGCUACAGCUUUCAGUCAAGUGCACCCCAGGGAACUGUGUAGACCACAUUGUGUGCAUUUACUGUACAAGGAGUGCUUUAUAAUUCGUGGAAAAAGGACAGUCUGUGAACAGGUAUUGGUUCCCCACUUGAAUAUGCAUUUGUAUAUCCUCAUUUCUAUAGCUUCAUAUACCAACAGUAAGAUGAGUUAGAAAGGCCAUGACUUGCUUAUUGUUACAACUUUCUUUCAUAAAUAAAAGUCUGUAGUGCUUUUACAGGUAACCAAAAAUGAGAGCAACACCCUUCUAUGUGAGACAUUAUAUUCAAAACACUGUGUUACAGAGAACAGUUAUAAUUUAUUACCUAUAAUGUGCAAGUAUUUAUACCAUUUUUUUAAAUAUAAGGGACUUAGAUAACUACAGAUUUUGAUAUAUUGGGGUUCUGGAAACCAUCUUUUGUGGUUUCUACUUUAUCUUGUGCUUUCUACAGCCUCUUGAUGCUACUCAUUACUGCUAUGUUUCUUCAUUCAGGAACUGGGCUUUAGUGACCAGGAAGAUAAACUGGUCAUCAGUCUUGCUAUUUGCGAAGGAAAAUAAUAAAUAAUUUUUCUCUUUAUCCUUAACAAGUUGAGUUUUUAUUUUAUUUUAAAUAUUUAUCUAUUGCUGGGCUUGGUGGCACACGCCUUUAAUUCCAGCACUUGGGAGGCAGAGGCAGGUGAAUUUCUGAAUUCGAGGGCAGCCUGGUCUACAGAGUGAGUUCCAGGAUAGCCAGGGCUAUACAGAGAAACCCUUUCUCGAAACCCCCCCCCAAAAAAAAACCCCAAAACAAAACAACAACAACAAAAAACUCUCUCUCUCUCUCUCUCUCUCUCUCUUUCUCUCUCUCUCUCUAUCUGUCUAUCUAUCUAUCUCUAUCUCUCUAUCUAUCUAUUUAUGUGUGUGCAUGCAUGCGUGCAUUAUUUGCCCACCCUAGGAAGCCAAAGGCAUCAGAUUUUGUCCUGGAGUUUGAGUUAGGUAUGAGUGCUUGCAAGCUGCAUGCUGUGGGUCUUGGGAGUAAUACCCUCUUAAACACUAAGUCAUAUCUCUAGCUGACCAUGUGCUAACAGAAUGAACAGUUUGCUUAGUAUUCUUAAAGAGACAGCAGGCUGAGCUAUAAUAAGGAUACAGUCUACUUAAUUUUAGAAAAAAUCUCUUUAGAAGAAUUUAAUACUUUAAAAUAUAUAUGUAUGUUUACACAUGCACACACACACACAUUAAUUUGGAGUAUAAGAAAGAAAGCUAAGCCAGGUGGUGGUGGCAAAUCCCUUUUAGUCCUAGCAGCCUCAGAGGCAGGGGGACAUCUGCGAGUUUGAGGCCAGCCUGGUCUACAGAUUUAGUUUCAAGACAGCCAGGGCAAUUACACAGAGAAACUCUGUCUAGGAAAAGACAAGAAGAAAGAGAAAAAGAAAGGAAAGGAAAAGGAGGAAGGAAGGAAGGAAGGAAGGAAGGAAGGAAGGAAGGAAGGAAGGAAGGAAGGAAGGAAGGAAGGAGGGAAAUUAGUCUAAUUAAAUGAAGUAGUAAAAGAAGUUAAAAAAAUUAUCUUUCAUCAGAAUUUACUGUGUGGAAUUGGAACUUCCCAACAAAAUCAAGUUAACAUCAUUUUUAUGAAUAUGUAAAAUGUAUGUAUUAUUUUAAUUUAGGUAAGUAGCUCACAACUGCUUGUAACUUCAGCUCCAGAAGAUCAGACAUCUCAGGUCUUUGUGGUUACCUGCCGUCAUGUAUGUAUACCUAUACAGAAAGAAGCAUAGUUAAAAAUAACUCAUUUUAAAAUACUGAGCAGAUUUGUUUAUCUUUCCAAACUCAGUCUCUUUUUCUAUACAGUGUGACUAACAUUGGCACCAGUCAUAUAAAAUUAUGUUCUAUAUUGACAACUUGCUGCAAAAGAAAUCAAGGAAAAUACCCACUUACAAUAGUUUAAUAUCCACAAGAAAUGCAGCCAGGAAGGUAAACUAUAUCUGUGAGGGUAACUUCAGGACACACACACACACACACAUAGGAGGAGGGGGAGGGGGAGGAGGAGGAGGAAGAGGAUGAAAGAAAUUGAAGAACGCACCAGCUGAUCGGAAGAUCGCCUCUGUGUGUCUAGAACUGAUAGGGGGUGGUUUAUAUAGACAUCUCACCAGUGGCUAAAAGCUCACAGAUGUUUGCUUCAGCAGUUGAGGCUCUGCUUUAACUCCUACCAACUCAAGGAGCUUCUCUGAACUAGGCGUGGUGGCAUGGAGGAGCUCUGUGAGUUCCAGGAAAGUCAGGGCUACAUAGAGAGACCCUGUCUCAAAAAUUAAAAGAAAGCAGCAGCUUCUCUAUCCAAGGUUGAGAGCAUCAUAAAUCUGUGGAUAUAAACACAAAGUGUUUAUCCUUAGUUUAUCAUAGAGAGCAAGUAAAACUGCUUUUCUAUUUCAUCUCUCCUAUGAGGAUUAGGUAAGAAAGCAAGUCACAGCAACUUCUGAAGAGCAUAUGGAGAGAAGGGACCUUCAUUACUAUUGAUCAGAGUGUCAGCUGCUGUGGCACUGUGGAAAUCUCAUAAAAAGAACAAAACAAAACUAGUUCGAGCUGUCAUCUGACCCAGCUCUACUUCCCUGGGCAUACACUCACAAGACUCCCACCACAGAGAUGUUGUGACCAUGUGGUCUUAAGUUGCUCCUCCUGUAUUUCACCGUGAGGCUUGAUGCUCGUUGUGGGGUUUGCAUAGAUGUCCUAUUUAGCAAAUUGUUGGCUACUCCCUUCUAGUCUUAAUUGCUGCAUCAUGAGUAGUUACAUCAUGAGGGAUAGUGAAUUUGAGUAUUUGUUUUCCUUUAUCACAAGAUAGGAUAUAAAGCUUUCAUGAGGCUCUUGCUAAGCUGUACUCUGUGAAUUAAUUUUCAGAUAGUAAACUAGGCUUGCAGGUUGGAGAGAUGGCUUAGUGCUUAAGAGCACUGGCCACUCUUUCAGAGGAUCAGAGUACAGUUUCCAGGAUCCCACAUGGUGGCUCACAGCGAUCCUGAACUCCAGUCCUGUGGCUUCCAACACCCUUUUCUGGCCAGGUUUGUACAGACAUGUAUACAAACAAAACACCCAUAUUCAUAAAAUAAAUCAAUAAAAUUCAGAAGCAAAACCCAAACAAAAUAAACAAAGUUCUAAAAAGGAGGGGAUAUCUCUCCUUUCCAUUAAGAGAGAGACAGAGACAAAGACAGACAGACAGACAGACAGGUUAGGCUUGCAUUCCUAAACUCUAUCCUCCAUGCUCAGUCUUCCUCCCUGCUCUCCAUGCUCUAUGUUCUCUAUCCCCCAUGCUCUCUUCUCUCUCUCUUUCCUCUAUUAGCUGCUGGUUUUUGGUUGAGAGUAAUUUGUGUCUACAGUUGACUUUUGGUCUGGAGUUUAUUUGAUUUUGGUUUUGAUCUGUGACUUUAGUUCAUUAGUUGUAACUGUUUACUUUUCUUUUGUUUUAAUAGGCCAUCUGGAUGAGUGUAUUAGUAAAUGAUGCAAUUAAUUAGAAAAUAUUUUUUAACCUCUGGCCAGAAGUUAGUUGGAGACUUUCCCUCAUAUCUUACAGCAAAGGAGAAAGAUAUGUUUUGCUUUUAAUAAGUAACAUCAACAAAGUAGCUUAAAAUUUUAUAUUGCACACACACACACACACACAUUCACAUACAUCUUCCUCUUGCAUCUCCUAUUUCUGUUGUUGUUUUGAAACAGGGUCUCUCUAUGUAGCCUUGGCCAUCCUAGAACUUAGUAUGUAGACCAGGCUAGCCUAGAACUCACAGAGAUAUGCCUGUCUCUGCCUCCUAAGUGCUGGGAUUUAAUGCAAGCAUCAACACAUCUGGCUGUAGUAUGUUUCUUUUAAUGCUGUGUGAUACCAAAUUGUGCUUAAUAUAAUGGUUUAAAACAACACACUUUUUAUCUCAUUCUUUACUUGGGGCAUGUGCCUUGUCUUUUUUCCUCCCUUCCUCUUUUAUUUUGAGAUAUUUUUAAAAUUAUUUUGCUAGACCAUAUGUGUGAGCAUGUGCAUGCACAUGUGUUGGAUGGGUGCAUCAUAUGGCAUGGUGUGGAUAUACAAGACAAAGGACGACUGUGUGAGUUGGUUCUCUCCUUCCACCAUGUGAUUCUGGGGAUUGGACUCGGGUGUUCAGGUCUGGCAACAAGUUCCUUUUAACUCACUGGGUCCUUUUACCAGUUCUUUUUUUUUUUUUUAAAGAUUUAUUUAUUUAUUAUAUGUGUGUACACUGUAGCUGUCUUCAGACACUCCAGAAGAGGGCAUCAGAUUUUUGUUACGAUGGUUGUGAGCCACCAUGUGGUUGCUGGGAUCUGAACUCAGGACCUUUGGAAGAGCAGUCAGUGCUCUUAACUGCUGAGCCAUCUCACCAGCCCCCUUUUACCAGUUCUUGAGAUAUUGUUUUUAAAGAUAAUUUAGAUAAUUGUAGAUUCAUAUGCAAUUUUUAAGAAAAAGAUACAGAGAAUUCCAGUGUGCAUUUAUACUCAGUUUCUACAAUGGUAGUUUUUGUUUGUUUGUUUGUUUUGUUUGUUUAAGAUAUGGCCUUAUAUGGCCCAGGACGGCUUUGAACUCCUUCACGUCAUCUUGUCUCUACCUCCAGAAUGAUGAUCUUAUAGGUUUGCAUCAUCAUGCUUGGCUAAUGGUAGCAUCAUAAAAGUACAAUAUAAUAAAGCAGAGCUGGCUAAUAGACACAGCCCAUUAAUUUUAUAGACUGUCUCAGUUUAACAUGCUAUCUAUGAUUGAUUGGGUGACUUACAGUGCUGGGGACCAAACUAAGGCCUGAUGCAUUUUUAGGCAAGUUCUCUACCACUAAAGCUGUGUUUCCAGCCUACGUCAUGGAUUUCUAUAAAGCUUUAACAUUUGUAAAUGAAUGAAUAAAUUCAUUGACUUAUCUAUUUGUAGUCACUCAUUACCACCAACAUCCUUAAGAGCAUGCUUGUUAUAACCAUACCUCUUUCUCCUGUCCCUCAUCCUUAGCAACCACUAAUCUGUUAAUUAAUCUAUUAUAUAGUUUUGCUACUUCAAGGAAGUUAUACAGGCUGGGCAGUGGUGGCACACAUCUUUGAUCCUAGCAAUCAGGAGGCAGAAGCAGGCAGGUCUUUGUGAGUUAGGGGCCAGUCUGUUCUACAGAGUUAGUUCCAGGACAGCCAGGCUUACACAAAGAAACCCUGUCUCAAAAAGACAAGAAGAGGAAGAGGAGGAGGAGGAAAGAAUAAGAAUGUUGCACAAAUGAAGUUAUAUAGUAUGUAUUUUUAUAACCCAAAUCACAUAGUUUUUUUUUUUAAAGAUUUAUUUAUUUAUUAUAUAUAAGUACACUGUAGCUGUCUUCAGACACACCAGAAGAGGGCGUCAGAUCUCGUUACGGAUGGUUGUGAGCCAUCAUGUGGUUGCUGGGAUUUGAACUCCGGACCUUUGGAAGAGCAGUCGGGUGCUCUUACCCACUGAGCCAUCUCACCAGCCCCUAAAUCACAUAGUUUUGAUGGCUAACUUUUUUUUUUUUUUUGGCACCAACUCUACCUAAAAGUCCAAGAUGUCUAACCCCUAUCUGAAGAGAGGCAAUCCUUUUAAAACAUGAACUACUCUAGAAAUCACAGACGGAGCAAAAUUGAUUGAAUCCUGACCUUCCUCCUCUAUCUGCCAGUUGCUUGGAUUGUAGCCCAACAUGGCCAACAAGGCCAAAUUUCUUACACAAAUUGUGUAACUCAGAAUUAACAUUUAAGGGUUAAAAAGGUAUAUAGCCUUUGACAAAUUGAUCCACCUCAUCCACUCGUUCUUUUACCACAUAUCUUGUACCACAUAUCUUGUGGUAUGUGUUGCUUCAGGUGCGUAGAACACAGUUCUCCAAAGAGCUCUCUUCCCUGAUGUAAAACUUAAGCUUUUCCCCUUUGAUUCUGCAGUGAUCUUCUAGUCGAAAUUUCCAAACUACUAGAGAACAAAAUAGCCUCUGCUGAGUUGCCCUGCAGCCUUCCUAGUCUCCUGGUUUCUGUCACUAUUGCAAUGAUGAAGUGCCAUGCCCACAAGCAGCCUGGGGAGGAAAGGGUUAUUUGGUCAGUCAUCCAAAGAAGUCAGGACUGGAACUCACACAGGGCAGGAGCCUGGAGUCCGGAGCUGUGCAGAGCCCAUGGAGGUGCUGCUUACUGACUUGCAAGUCCUGCCUUCUUAUAGAACCCAGGACCCCCAGCCCAGGGACGGCACCACCCACAAUGGGCUGGGCCCUCACUCAUUAAGAAAAUGCCUUACAGCUGUGGCUCUCAAGCUUCCUAAUGCUGCAACCCUUUAAUACAAUUCCUGGUGGUGUGAUGUCCCCCAACCAUAAAAUUACUUCAUUGCUACUUCAUAACCAUAAUUUUGCUACUAUUAUGAAGCAUAAUGUAAAUAUCUGAUAUGUGACCCCCAAGGGGGUUGUAGGUUGUAACCCACAGGGUUACAACUGCUGCUCUUCAGGGUUGUGACCAGCCUGAUUUUAUGGAUGCAUUUUCUCAAUUAAGGGUCAGACAACUGUAGCUUGUGUCAAGUUGACAUACAACUGGCUAGUACACCUCUAAAUGCAAUGAACGCAUUCAGUAACCUUUUAGAAUAAGUUUUCAAAAAUUUUUGGACUAGGAUCAAUGUUAACUUCUGAACAUAUUCAGUAAAUAUUUCUGAACAUGUAUGGAAGGGCUUGAGAGAGAUGGCAGGAUUUCAUCAGGGGUGAUGGCUUGGUAGGUUAGAGCCCUCGAUGUGCAAGUAUGAGAGCUGGAUUCCAAUUCUCAGCACUCACAGUGUCUCUUUAUAGCUCAGUGUGACUAUUCUCACCUGUAACCCCAACAGAAACACAUUUGGCAGGGCUUACUGGCUGUCAACUUUGUUGAAAAAUGAUGAGCUAAAGUUUUAUUUUAAGGUAAUAAGGCAGAACAUGCUAGAGGACAUCAGACAUCUUCCUCUAACCUCUACAGAUACAUGCAUGCACACAUAAAAAGAUAACACCAAUGUCUGACAAAACACCAGUCUAUUUUGUUUAUAAAGAAUGUUAGUUACUAUUUUAAACUGAUAGUUUAUAAUGAGAUGAUAGCUCAAACUUAAACACCCUCGUACACAGGCAAACCAUGGAGAAUGAUGACUAUGAUCUAUCAAGGAAAGGACUUAGCACUCAGGAGGUGGAGGCAGACAACUCUCUGAGUUUGAGAUUAGCCUGGUCUACAGAGGCUACACAGAAAAACCCUUUCUUGAGAAACCACUCUCAGGCUGGCCUUGAACUCACAGAGAUCCACCUGCUUCUGCUCUGGAGGGCUGGGAUUGAGGUUGUAUACCACUACGUGCAGUUACUUAUUCUUUUUUAUGUGUUUGUGUACCAGCAUUAUGUAUGUAUAUUGUUUGUGGGAUGUGCCCAUGGAAACUAAAAGAGGGUGUUGAAUUUUCUUUUUUUUUUUAAAAAAAGAUUUAUUUAUUUAUUUUAUGUAUAUGAGUACACUAUUAGGCACACCAGAAGAGGGCAUCAGAUCCCAUUACAGAUGGUUGUGACCCACCAGGUGGUUGCUGGGAAUUGAACUCAGGACCUCUGGAAGAGUAGUCAGCGCUCUUAACCCUUAAGCCAUGUCUCCAGCCCAGGUUGUUGAGUUUUCUGUAAUUAGAGUGACAGACAAUUGUGAGCCAUCAUGAGGUUGCUGGGAACUGAACCCAGGGCCUCUACAAGAGCACCAAGCACUUUUUUUGCUUGUUUGUUUUUGGUUUUGUUUUUUAAGACAGGGUCACUCUGUGUAGCCCGUGCUAUCCUAUAACUUGAUCUGUAGACCAGACUGGCCUCAAACUCAGAGAUCCUUCUGCCUCUCAGCCUCCUGAGUGCUAGGAUUAAAGGCAUGUACCAUCACCACACAAGCACAACAGGCACUCAGCCUCAUAACUUAUUAUUAUUAUUGUAUAAGAAUAGCUUCUUAUGUUAAGGAUGGGUUAAUGGAUUCAGAAUUUUUUGAAUUUAUUCUUUUCAGCAAGUAAUGAACUUGAUAAGUUUUUGUGACUUAAUGUAAUACAUACUCUUCAUUGGACACAUUUAAAAAGUGAUAGAAACAGUAUAUGAGAUAUAUAUGGUAAGAUAUAUAGGGUGACAUGUAUAUAUAGUUUUAUAAUAUGCAUGGCUUGUCAAUGAAAAAUUACAGGAUUCUGGUAUUGCAGUUAGCUGUACGUACUGUUCUUUCUCAUCUCUCUUCUUCUUCCUUUGCUCCUUCUUUCCUCUUUUCCAUCCUUACAAGUCCUUUGCCUUAGUCUUCUGAGGCACGCAGACUUUUAUUUUUAAAGAUAGGCCAUGGAAAGAGUUACAGAGACAAAGUUCAGAGCAGAAACUGAAGGAAUGACCAACCAUCCAGAGACUGCCCCACCUGGGGAUCCAUCCCAUAAACAACCACCAAACCCAGACACUAUUGCAGAUACCAACAAGAACUGGCUGACAGGAACCUGAUAUAGCUGUCUCCUGAGAGACUCUGCCAGUGCCUGACAAAUACAGAAGUAGAUGCUCACAGCCAUCCAUUGAAUGGAGCACAGGAUCCCCAAUAAAGGAGCUAGAGAAAGGACCCAAGGAGCUGAAGGGGUUUGCAGCCCCAUAGGAUGAACAACAAUGUGAACUAACCAGUUCCCCCAGAGCUCCCUGGGACUAAACCACCAAUCAAAGAAAACACAUGGUGGGACUCAUGGCUCUAUCUGCAUAUGUAGCAGAGGAUGGCCUUGUCAGUCAUCAAUGGGAGGAGAGGCCCUUGGUCCUGUGAAGGUUCUAUGCCCCAGUAUAGGGGAAUGUCAGAGCCAGAGAGCAGGAGUGGGUGAGUUGCGGAGCAGGUGGUGGGGUGGGGGGAGGGGAUAGGGGAUUUUCAGAGGGCAAACUAGGAAAGGGGAUAACAUUUGAAAUAUAAAUAAAGAAAAUAUCUAAUAAAAAAUUUUAAAAAGAUAGGCCUUACUACAUAGAAGUUGACAGGGCUGGGACUUUUACAUAGACCAGGCUAGUUACAAACCUGUCUUUCCUGCCUAUACCUCCAUGUGCUGAGAUGAUAAGUAUGUACCAGCAUCCUUGGUUCCUAUCAUUCUGUAAUCCUUUAUUGAUUCUUUCAUUCCCUCUGCAUAAGGACUAGAUAUAUUUAUCAUAACACAUAUCACUUGAUUUAACAAUUUUUAUUAUUUUCUAUGUGUUUAAUUUCCUUGCCGUAGUAAACUACUUGCUAUUUUAGAAUAUAACUUAAAGUGUAAUUAUGCUGUCAUCUCACAAGUACACAGGAGUCAAGAAUGAAGCCAGCCUUAGCAGCCUCCUAUCAUCUUGUACCAGUAUCAUCUUAUCCUCCCAUCGGCUCAGACUUUAGAUUUUCUCAGGUGCUUAAACUGUCUUCUCAGUUGCCUUAAACUGUCUGCUCGGUUGACUUGCUCAGAUCAAUAGACAGUGCCCAGGAGCUCACUGCAUUUGGUGGAGAGCUUUUUAAAAUUUCUCUUAUUUCUUUUAUGUUUUGUCCCCCAUAGAUUACUCUUCCAGUUGAGUCUGUAUCCCUCCUUCACUUUCUCUCUUACAAUUGCUUUGUGAAAGACACAGAUUCCUUGAAUAGUUUUUCCAAAUCCCAGAAUGCGCUGAUUUGUCUGGAUUUUACUGGUACAUCUAUCAUGUUCUUUUCCUUUGAUUUUUCUUUCCUAAAGUUGGGCAAAAUACUGUUGUCUUUCAUAAACACGUUUAAGACUACUUGCUUGAGCUACCACAUUGAUAAUUAAAAUAUAGACACUACUUUAAAAAGUAUUACUAUAUCACUAUAAACUCAAUGUUCUAACCCUAACAAGAAAAAAAAGCAAUGUGAUUGUUAGCUACUAGGGAAACCUGGAUACUCCGAUCACAAGAUUAGCAUUUGAACUUAUAAAUAUGACAGUUCACAGAUAUGAAGAGAGGAAAGUGAAGUGAUCGCUCCAGACAGAAGCUCUGACAAUAAAUCAACACAAAACGGAGGGAAAUAUUAGACAUAAGUGUAAUUUUUUUUCCUUGUUUAAAAGCAUGUCUCAGCUGGGUGUGGGAGUGUGGCACACACCUGUAUUUCGAGCUCUGAAGAUGUCUAGGUAAGGCUAGCCUUGGCUAAAAAUGAAAAUGAGGACAUCAGCUUACUGUUAACAACUAAAAUCCCUUUACAUUUUGGCACCAAGUUAUUAUGGAAUAUUUGCUUUAUAUAUUUACCUUUUGUGGCUGGAGAAAUUAAUUAAUUGGUUCUUUCUUUCAUAAUUUCACACUGGAGAUUGAACCCAGGACAUGAAGUACACUAAGCAAGGACCGUGCCACAGACCUCCAGAAAAACUGCAGUGUAUUCAAGAAACUUUACCUUAUCUCAUGGAACAAAGAUUGCAGAUCCGAUGUUCCAUAUCCGCAAAUACUUUAAAUGACGACAUUUUCCCACAUGAUCCCACUGUAAUCAUGGGGGGCUACUACAGCAAAGGUUGUAGAGAGGAGGAGAACAAACUGUAACUGAGGGGAGUCUGAGAGGGUUUGAUCAACGCAGACUGAGAAGUAGACAAAAAUGAUAACAUUGUGUUAGUAUUUUUAUAUAAAUUGGAAAAUUACUUCCACCUUAUGGGGAUAUAAUAUAAAGUCUUAAAUUCCAGUAACAGAAGAACUGCUUGAUCACACACUAUCCUACUGAUAAGAUUAAUUGUUAAGCAGUUAUAAUGUUUCAGUAAGAUAGUGGGGAUUGCUAAGAAGCUUGUCAGAAAAGUUAGAUGGCUUGGAAAUUGUCCUUGAUCUGUGACGAGAGCCCUAAGGGGAAUAAGGGGAAGAAAGACAGCAGCAGGGGAUUCACUCUGUGUGUGUGUGUGUGUGUGUGUGUGUGUGUGUGUGUGUAGAGUUCAAAUAUUGCCUUGCUCAUGUUGAUUAGGUUUUGAGUCAUGUACCUAGGAUCAACCCAGACUACUGUUUAUUUAAGGUUCUAGUUCUAGUCUCCAGAUCUUAGUGCUCACCAUUUGAAACUCAGCAUGAAAAGAAUUACAUUCACAUACAUUUUCUCUACUAGGUUUCCCAUUUCUUUACCUUCUCUGAUACCAGAGCUUGGUCCAGAAACCAGCUUUUGACUCUUCUUGCAGCUCAACCACAUUGCAUCCUUACCUAAUUGAUCUCUGCAUCUUUAAAAGGGCAUUGGAAAGAGUUUUGUUUUGUUUUGUUUUUUAAAUCCAUUCUAGCUUCAUUAUUACCAAUCUGAUAUUUUGAGAAGACUGCUCAUUUGUAUUUGUUUUUUUAAGUUGAUCUCUAUAAAUUACUAUGAUUGAAUUAUUUCCCAUAUAGCAUAGCUAAAAAGCAUGGUCUCUUUAAAGAGGAUGUCUUGUCUUCUAAUCUAUGUCCCCCUAUCCAGUAGCAAUGAGAUCUUUACAUUUUUAAAUUUUAUUUUGUGUGUAUGAGUAUUCUGCGUGCAUGCAUGUGUGUGUACUGUGUACAUUCCUAGUGCCUAGAAGCCAGAAGAGGACAUUAGAGCUUUUAGAGGAACAGGCUGUUGUGAACUGCUAGGAACUAAGUCAGAGUCCUUUGGAAGAGGAGUCAGUGAGUGGAGCCAGCUUUUAAAUGCUGAGCCAUCUCUCUAGCUCCUCUCAGUGGGACCCUUAAGCAAGUCACUUCUUUCAUACAAGUGUCCCUAUCUAUAAAUUAAUAAUUAACAGCAGUACAGAACCUAAACUGAUCAGUCUUAAAUGUCAACUGGGUCAAUGCAUGUGAACUAUUAGGAACUGAGAGAAUAGUACUUGAUGCCAAAUAAGAAGUAUUUUAGCUUAUAUCAAUAUUUUUGUGGUCAUUUGCUCUUCUGUCCCUUCUGUCCUUCUUCUGUCCCCCUGUCCUUCUGUAACAACAGCCGUGUCUGUCCUCUCCAGUUUGCUACCUCCAUCUCUUUGUUAAUGUUAUUACCUGUUUUUUUCUUCAGGAUGAAAUGAGUUAGUAUCCACAAAUACUUAGAACACUGCCUGGCACUAACUAAUUACUAAGUGAGACUGGGGUUCCUCUGCCUUGACUCUGCUCUCAAUGCUGUCCAGAUUGGUUCUUCCAGGGCAGUUUGGAGAGUUUCAUUUCUCUUGUAACCUUUAGUUUUCCCAACAGGAACUAUGAUAAAACACUGCUUUCACACCAAUAUCAGAUGACUUUUAAGGAACAGCUGUAAAGGGGGCAUUAAUGCAAAGAUAAAGCCUGGCAGUGGUGGCACACAUCUUUGAUUCCAGCACUUGGGAAACAGAAGCAGGUAGAUCUCUGAGUUCUGGCUACAGAGCAAGUUUCAAAACAGCCAGAGCUAUACAAAGAAAACCUUUCUUGAAAAAAAAAAGUAAAACAACAACAGAAAAAUAAAUUUGGGUUAUGAAGUAGUGAAGUUUUAACUAUUUAAAGACAGAUAUUGCUUACUAAGAUAGUCUCUCUCUCUCACACACACACCUAUAUAAAACUUUUAUCAAUGAUCAAAUUCAAGAGUCAGGUGUGGUGGCAUAUGCCUCUAACCUCAGGCACGGUAAGGCAGAGGCAGGUGAAUUUCUGUGGGUUCCAGGACAGCAGAAGUUGACUCUGUCUCAGACAAGGGAACAAAACCAAAACAAAUUCAAGUCAAUUUAUUUAUUUUAACAAGACAUUAAAUUUAAAUUUCAUCUGUCAUAGGUUUAAAACAGAAUAUGAAGGGGAAAGGCCAAAGAGAUUGAGAUUUUUGCUGGAGAAUCAAUAGGUUCAUGGAGAUAAUAAAAAGAGUUUUAUUUCUCAAUUUAAAAAGUAACAGUUGUUUGGUUAUUGCUGUGAAAAGAGACUUAAUUGUGAACUAGUCACUUGUGAAGUGGUCAUUUGCAUGACCUGCUCUUUAACCCUUUGUUUAUUGGCAGCUACUUUUUGUAGUUUAAAUGUUUUAUUAUAAUUUUGUGAAGAAAAGUAUUUUUCUCUGCUAAAAACUGCAUUGGAUUAAAAAAAAAUAUUCAGCCACAUAAGGCCAUUUCUCCACUGUCUUAGUUCCCAGAUGUUUUAAAAAGAAAGAAAAGAAAAAAAAACCAUACUUUCAUGGGUAUUUUUAAUGCGUUACUGUAGGGAGCGGCAGAUUGAGAGUUAACGCCUUUCAGAGGGAAGAACAGUCCAUUGGGGGUUAAACUGCAGAGUCUAAUGGAAUAAUAACUGGUAGCACCAUCUGCUGGCCUACUUCCGCAGAAGGAGUCAGUAUUUUUAACGACAUCUCUAAUAUUCAUGCUGAUGCGUUUUGAUGCUUUGUGCAUUCAUUUCUUUCUGUGCUUUGUUGGAAUCUGCUUACAGCUAUUGAGGCAAGAGCUCGUAGGAGGGCUUGCAGCCUUUAUCCUAGCUAAAGAGGAUGAACAGCAGACGUAAACUUGCCAAGGCAGGAAUGUGUUGAUAAAUCAAAAUGUGUAUUUGUGGACGGCUGUGCAUCUCUCGGUUGCAGCUUGCUAAAUAGGCCAUUUAGGAGUCUUCUUUCAAUGCUUUUUCCUUGAGCACUGCCUGGGGUGGUGAAAAAGCAGAGGGCAAGCCUUUGUCUGACGCCAAAAAUGUCUUCAGUGAAGAGGCCAAGAGGAAGGGUAAGUGAAGCCUGAAUGAGUGGGAGGAGGAGGGGUUCUUUGGGCUAAAAGGCUAAUGGGAUUGAAUAACCCUCCUCGUUACUGGCUGCUGCAGCGGCGGCAGGAGUCGCACUGCAUCGCCAUCUUGAGCUGGGUGCUGUUUUCUCAGCCUGGGCUAUUUGUUGUCGUCUGUAGGCCUUAAGGUGGCAUUUUAGAGACCGUGUCCUUCUGUCCCCAGUGCUGUGACACUGCUCUGACAUCUUGAUGAGGCAGGUAUAGAAAAGACACCCAGUAGAACACACUGGAAUCGGCAUGAAAAUGUGCUUGGAAAUUCCUGGGUUUUUUCUCUGCUGUAGUCACAGUCAUGUUUACGGGUAAGAACCUAGCAAAACUGAUCUAAGCCUAUAUGGACGAAUGUGUGUUUGGAGAGGAAAUUCUUUUAAAAUGCUCUUGGUCUGUUUCCUGUGAGACUGCUAAAAUAUUAAUAAUUGUAAUAUAAAACUGAAAAGCUUGCUUCUUUCUAAAAUAGCUUGAGUAAAAUUAUAAUAAAGACAAAAAUCCACAUUUAACUCUUUCAUGAGAAAACUAAAACUUUCUUUGAUUUUAGAUAAGAGAAUGCCUGUUUACUAACUAGCUAGCUAUGCUGCUGCAUUAAAAUAAUUUUGUGUUCUCUUUCUUGUCUUAAAACAGGGUUUUUCUUUUUCUAAGGAGAAGUGAUUCUAAGUUACAAUAGCUAUUUUUUUAAUUUAUUAAUUUUGAGUUUUGGAAGAAAGAUGAAAGAAAAGACUUUCAUCCUAAGUGUAAAUAAUAAUCACAGGACAAAAUCUGAAAUAACCACAUUUCUAUGCAUUAGGAGUAUCAACCGAUCUGUCUCCCCUUAACCUGUAUUUGCAAGUAGCUGAGCUGUGCUCUGUCCUAACUUCCAGCCUCCAUCUUCCAAGAAGAGUGAUGGUUCUGGGACAUACACUAAGCUGCAGAAUACCCAGGUGAGGGUCAUGUCUGAGAAGAAGCCACGAAAAAGGGUGGAAUCAGAAAGCAAGCAAGAAAAGGCCAAUCGUAUAAUAUCAGAGGCCAUAGCAAGAGCAAAGGAGCGAGGGGAACGUAAUAUCCCGCGAGUAAUGAGCCCUGAGAACUUUCCUAGUGCUUCAGUCGAAGGGAAAGAAGAAAAGAGAGGUCGGAGGAUGAAAUCUAAGCCAAAAGACAGAGACAACAAAAAACCAAAAACGUAUUCUAAGUUGAAAGAGAAGACAAAAAUUGGCAAGCUCAUCAUUACAUUGGGUAAGAAACACAAGAGAAGGAACGAGUCUUCCGAUGAGCUGUCCGAUGCCGAGCAGAGGUCCCAGCACACGUUCAAAGAGCAGCACUCUCAAAAAAGAAGAUCAAAUCGACAAAUUAAGAGGAAAAAAUAUGCAGAAGAUGCAGAAGGAAAGCAAUCUGAAGAAGAAGUGAAAGGCAGUCUGAGAGUUAAGAGGAACUCGGCUCCUCCGCCUGGAGAGCAGCCUCUGCAGCUGUUUGUGGAAAAUCCAAGUGAAGAAGAUGCUGCAAUUGUAGACAAAAUACUAGCUUGUAGGACUGUAAAAAAGGAAGUAUCACCUGGAGUUAUGCUUGAUAUAGAAGAAUUUUUUGUAAAGUACAAAAAUUACUCUUAUCUCCACUGUGAGUGGGCCACGGAACAGCAGCUUUUGAAAGAUAAAAGGAUCCAGCAGAAAAUCAAGCGAUUCAAGCUGAGACAAGCACAGAGGGCACACUUUUUGGCAGAUAUGGAAGAAGAACCCUUUAACCCUGACUACGUUGAAGUAGACAGAAUAUUGGAAGUUUCUUUUUGUGAAGAUAAAGAUACUGGUGAGUCUGUUAUUUACUACUUGGUAAAGUGGUGCUCACUGCCAUAUGAAGAUAGCACCUGGGAAUUAAAAGAAGAUGUAGAUCUUGCAAAAAUUGAAGAGUUUGAACAACUGCAAGCUUCACGGCCUGACACAAGACACUUGGACCGUCCUCCCUCUAACAUUUGGAAGAAAAUAGAGCAAUCCAGGGAAUAUAAAAAUGGCAAUCAACUCAGGGAAUAUCAACUAGAAGGACUCAACUGGCUCUUGUUCAAUUGGUAUAAUAGACGAAACUGCAUUUUAGCAGAUGAAAUGGGUCUUGGCAAAACCAUUCAGUCGAUUACAUUCCUCUACGAAAUCCUGCUGACGGGUAUAAGAGGACCUUUCCUGAUUAUUGCACCGCUUUCUACCAUUGCAAACUGGGAAAGAGAAUUCCGAACAUGGACUGAUAUUAAUGUUGUCGUUUAUCACGGGAGCCUGAUUAGCAGACAGAUGAUACAGCAAUAUGAGAUGUACUUCAGGGACUCUCAGGGGCGCAUCAUCCGAGGAGCGUACCGGUUCCAAGCCAUCAUCACUACCUUUGAAAUGAUUCUUGGGGGCUGUGGAGAACUUAAUGCAAUUGACUGGCGAUGUGUGAUUAUUGAUGAAGCACACAGGUUAAAAAAUAAAAAUUGUAAACUCCUGGAGGGUUUGAAACUCAUGAAUCUGGAACACAAGGUGCUCUUGACUGGCACUCCUCUCCAAAACACAGUCGAGGAACUGUUCAGCCUUCUUCACUUUCUUGAACCCUUAAGGUUUCCAUCUGAAUCAACAUUCAUGCAAGAGUUUGGAGACCUGAAAACAGAGGAACAGGUACAGAAACUUCAGGCUAUCCUUAAACCAAUGAUGCUGAGACGAUUAAAAGAAGAUGUGGAGAAGAAAUUGGCACCCAAGGAAGAGACUAUUAUUGAAGUAGAGCUUACCAACAUUCAAAAGAAAUACUAUAGGGCUAUUUUAGAGAAGAACUUCUCAUUUUUAUCCAAAGGAGCUGGACAAACAAAUGUACCUAACUUGGUCAAUACCAUGAUGGAGCUCAGGAAAUGCUGCAAUCAUCCGUAUCUUAUCAAAGGUGCUGAGGAGAAAAUACUUGGAGAAUUUAGAGAUACAUACAAUCCAUCUGCCUCUGAUUUUCAUCUGCAAGCAAUGAUCCAAUCUGCUGGUAAACUGGUCCUCAUUGAUAAGUUACUUCCCAAAAUGAAAGCCGGCGGCCAUAAAGUGCUCAUCUUCUCUCAGAUGGUCCGCUGCCUCGACAUCCUGGAAGACUACCUUAUCCAUAAGAGAUAUUUAUAUGAGCGAAUUGAUGGUAGAGUCAGAGGAAAUCUUCGACAAGCAGCCAUAGAUCGAUUUAGUAAACCUGAUUCAGAUCGAUUCGUUUUCCUCCUGUGUACCCGAGCUGGUGGUCUGGGCAUCAACCUAACUGCAGCAGAUACAUGCAUUAUUUUUGAUUCUGAUUGGAAUCCUCAAAAUGACCUCCAGGCCCAAGCUCGUUGCCACAGAAUUGGUCAGAACAAAGCAGUUAAAGUCUACAGAUUAGUAACUCGAAACUCCUAUGAAAGAGAGAUGUUUGACCGAGCCAGCUUGAAACUGGGCCUAGAUAAAGCCGUGCUACAGAGCAUGAGUGGAAGAGACAGUAAUGUCAGCGGUAUUCAGCAGCUUUCCAAAAAAGAAAUAGAAGACCUGCUUCGAAGAGGGGCAUAUGGAGCCAUUAUGGAGGAGGAAGAUGAAGGCUCUAAGUUCUGUGAGGAAGAUAUCGACCAGAUUUUACUUCGUCGUACAAAAACUAUCACAAUUGAAUCAGAAGGACGUGGGUCAACAUUUGCUAAGGCAAGUUUUGUAGCAUCUGGGAACCGGACAGAUAUUUCCUUAGAUGAUCCCAACUUCUGGCAAAAAUGGGCUAAAAAAGCAGAACUAGAUAUAGACACCAUCAGUGGCAGAAACAGUUUAGUUAUUGACACCCCAAGAAUUCGGAAGCAAACCAGACCCUUUAGUGCCACAAAAGAUGAAUUGGCUGAAUUAUCUGAAGCUGAAAGUGAAGGAGAAGAAAAACCCAAACUCCGGAGACCCUGUGACCGGUCCGGUGGCUAUGGAAGGACUGAAUGCUUUAGAGUGGAGAAAAAUCUACUGGUUUAUGGGUGGGGCCGAUGGCGAGAGAUCCUGUCUCACGGGCGUUUUAAGCGGCAGCUGAAUGAGCACGAUGUGGAAGUCAUUUGCCGGGCCCUCCUAGCCUAUUGCCUCAUUCACUAUCGGGGCGAUGAGAAAAUUAAAGGCUUCAUAUGGGAUCUUAUCACCCCCACUGAAGACGGCCAGACUCGAGAGCUGCAGAAUCACUUAGGCCUCUCCGCUCCUGUGCCCAGGGGCCGAAAGGGGAAGAAAGUAAAGACUCAGACAAGCUCCUUUGAUAUCCAGAAAGCAGAGUGGCUGCGGAAAUAUAACCCAGAGCAGCUCCUGCAAGACGAGGGCUACAAGAAACAUGUAAAGCACCACUGCAACAAAGUCCUGCUUCGUGUAAGGAUGCUGUACUAUCUAAAGCAAGAAGUCAUUGGAAAUGAGAGUCAAAAAGUCUUUGAUGGAGUUGAUGCAAGUGACAUUGAUGUGUGGGUGCCAGAGCCAGACCAUUCCGAGGUUCCUGCUGCGUGGUGGGACUUUGAUGCUGAUAAGUCUCUUCUUAUUGGGGUUUUUAAGCACGGUUAUGAAAAGUACAACACGAUCAGAGCAGACCCAGCUUUGUGCUUCUUGGAAAGAGUGGGCAAGCCUGACGACAAGGCUGUCGCUGCUGAGCAGAGAGCCAAUGACUACAUGGAUGGGGAUGUGGAAGAUCCAGAAUACAAGCCUGCCCCAGCCAUCUUUAAAGAUGAUAUUGAGGAUGACGUUUCCUCACCUGGCGACCUGGUCAUAGCUGAUGGAGAGGGUCAAUUGAUGGAAGGGGAUAAAGUGUAUUGGCCUACCCCGUCAGCUCUGACCACACGGCUAAGACGUCUCAUCACUGCAUAUCAGCGAACUAAUAAAAACAGACACAUCCAGCAAAUGCAACCCACCUUCUCAUUGCCUGCCAAUGCCAUGCAGCCUCUUUACGAAGAAGCUACCCUGAAUCCUAAAAUGGCAGCCAAGAUCGAAAGACAGCAGAGAUGGACAAGGAGAGAAGAAGCUGACUUUUAUCGAGUUGUGUCUACAUUUGGAGUAGUUUUUGACCCAGACAGAGGGCAGUUUGAUUGGACAAAAUUCAGAGCUCUGGCUAGGCUACACAAGAAAACUGAUAACAGCUUGGAGAAGUAUUUGUGUGCAUUCAUGUCCAUGUGCCGGAGGGUUUGCCGUCUUCCUUCCAAAGAAGAAUUGGUCGAUCCAAAUAUUUUUAUUCAACCAAUCACAGAGGAACGUGCUUCUAGAACUUUAUAUCGCAUUGAACUUCUAAGAAAAGUACGGGAGCAGGCCCUUCGUCACCCACAGUUGUUUGAACGCUUGAAGCUUUGCCAUCCAAAUCCAGACUUACCUAUCUGGUGGGAGUGUGGCUCUCAUGAUAGGGAUUUGCUCAUUGGUGCUGCCAAACAUGGGGUCAGCCGGACCGACUACCACAUUCUCCGUGAUCCUGAACUCUCGUUUAUGGCAGCUCAGAGGAACUACAAUCAGAGUAAGGCGGCUCACUCAAGGACUUCUGCCCCACUUUUACAGCAAUACCAAGUAGCACUUUCUGCUUCUCCUCUUACCUCUUUGCCUAGACUGCUAGGUGCUAAAGGUACUCUUCUAGAGGAUAUGAAAGUUAAGAGUGAAAGCCUCACAGAAGAGCCCCAGUCCUCUGAAGAAGAAUCUAUGUCUUCUAUGGAAACAAGGACACGAGUUAAAUCUGAGCCUGUAAGUCCAAAGAACGGUGUUUUAUCACAGGCUACUGGAGACCAGAAGUCUGGUGGGAAAAGUGAAACAGACAGACGCAUGGUUGCAGCCAGAACAGAGCCCCUAACUCCAAACCCAGCUUCUAAGAAACCGAGAGUCCACAAAAGAGGAUCCCAGUCCAGCUCUGAUUCUGACUCUGACUCUGCGCGCUCAUCGUGUUCUUCCAGAUCCUCUUCCUCCUCCUCCUCCUCCUCCUCCUGCUCACACUCUCGGUCAGGCUCUAGCUCUUCGUCAUCCUCAUCUUGUUCUUCGGCAUCUUCCUCCUCCUCCUCAUCUUCCUCCUCCUCCUCCUCAUCUUCUUCAUCAUCAUCAGAAGAAAGUGACAGUGAAGAAGAUGUCCAGAAGCGAGAAGGCACGCCUCACAGGAAAGCCUAUGAUGAGGAAAGUGUCGCAUCACUGAGCACGACCCAAGAUGAAACUCAGGACAGUUUCCAGGCAAACAAUGGAACGCCAGAGUCUGCUUACCUGCUACAAGGUGGAUAUAUGCUGGCAGCCUCAUAUUGGCCAAAGGACCGGGUAAUGAUCAACCGCCUGGACAGUAUUUGUCAGACAGUUCUGAAAGGGAAGUGGCCGUCAGCUAGAAGACAUUAUGAUGCUAACACGGUGGCGUCCUUCUAUACCACCAAACUGCUGGAUAGCCCCGGAGCAGCUACAGAACGCGGCGAGCCCAGCGUCCCCACACCCCCAGCCGUUGCUGUCAGAGAAGAGCACGAGCAGUCAGCACAGAUGUCAAAGGUGAAGAAGCAUGUACGAGAAAAGGAGUUUACAGUGAAAAUCAAAGACGAAGGUGGCUUGAAGUUGACAUUUCAGAAGCAGGGGCUUGCCCAGAAAAGACCAUUUGAUGGUGAAGAUGGCGCCCUGGGUCAGCAGCAGUACCUCACUCGCCUUCGGGAGCUUCAGAGCACAUCAGAGACUAGCCUUGUUAACCUCCCCAAAGCUGUGCCAGCGUCAGGUACUUCCAUUCAGCCAACCCUCGGUGCCAACGGAGCGAUACUCGACAGCCAGCCUAUAGUGAAGAAAAGGCGGGGAAGGAGGAGGAAUGUAGAAGGUGCUGACAUCCUCUUUUUGAACAGAAAUAAGCCACCUAAUCAUAUUCCCACCGGGAUGAACCCAGCACUGUCCUAUCCUCAGCCUCAAAGAAUUCCUGACACAGAGAGUCCUGUUCCAGUUAUUAAUCUCAAAGACGGGACAAGGCUCGCAGGAGAUGAUGCGCCGAAGAGAAAGGACCUGGACAGAUGGCUUAAGGAGCACCCUGGUUAUGUGGAGGACCUCGGAGCCUUUAUCCCAAGGGUGCAGCUGCACGAGGGAAGACCCAAACAGAAAAGGCAUCGAUGCCGAAACCCAAACAAACUAGAUAUCAACAGUCUGACUGGGGAGGAGCGCGUGCAGCUGAUUAACAGAAGGAAUGCGAGAAAGGUUGGAGGCGCAUUUGCUCCUCCUUUGAAAGACUUAUGUAGAUUCCUGAAAGAAAAUUCAGAAUAUGGAGUGGCUCCUGAAUGGGGAGAUGUUGUUAAACAGUCUGGGUUUCUUCCAGAAAGUAUGUUUGAACGUAUUCUCACUGGUCCCGUUGUGAGAGAGGAAGUAAGCAGGCGGGGGAGAAGGCCUAAAAGUGGAAUUGCCAAGGCUACCACAGCAGCAGCGGUUCCUGCUGGCAGUGUGCCAGGCAACCCUUUGCUGGCCAAUGGAUUGCUUCCAGGCGUGGAUCUCACAGCUCUUCAGGCCUUACAACAAAAUCUGCAGAACCUGCAGUCGCUGCAAGUGACUGCAGGGCUGAUGGGCAUGCCUGCCGGCCUCUCUUCUGGAGGAGAAACUAAAAACAUGGCUGCUAUGUUCCCCAUGCUGUUCUCAGGAAUGGCCGGGUUACCAAAUCUGCUAGGCAUGGGAGGACUCCUGUCAAAGACUGCAGAGUCUGGGGCGGAAGAAAAGCGAGGAAAUGACUCGAAGGAGCUAGAAGGAAAAAAAGAAAGGACAGAGAGCCAAAGUCCGGAGAAUGGAGGAGAACGCUGUGUGCCAGGUUCUCCUUCGACUUCCUCCACGGCUGCAUUGAGUUCAGCUGCAGCUGCCAAGCCCAUAGCUCUUAACCCACUGUUGCUGUCUAACAUACUUUACCCAGGGAUGCUGCUCACUCCAGGCCUUAAUCUUCAUCUUCCAACCUUGUCUCAGUCCAAUGCUUUUGAUGUACAGAAAAACAAAAGUGAUGACUUAGAUUCAUCUAAGUCAGUGGAAAUAAAGGAAGAGAAUUCCAGAGUUAGAGAUCAGGAAGAGAAAGGGGGAACUGAGCCUAGUCCUCUCAACGAGAACAGCACAGACGAGGGUUCAGAGAGGGCGUCCUCCGGGUCUGAUAGCUCAUCUUCAUCCUCCGAGGACUCAGACUCGAGCAAUGAAGACUGACUGGGGCUCUGCAACCUCCUCCUGAACUGGUUUUGCCUUCUCUUUAAUUACUAACUGUAAAUAUCCCAGUGUUGAGUGCAUCAAUAACUUACUGACAGAACAUUUCAGUUGUUUGUUUAGAAGUGCAAACUGCUUUCAGAGAUGUUUUGCAUGUCCUCUUUCUUAAGAUCCAUACGUUUCUGAACUCGAUGUACUAUCAGAUACAUACACGUAUAAAGUUACAACAAAAGGCAUUAUAAUUUUGUUGGGGGUUAAUUUUAUGAAAAUGAUGCUCAAUAAGAGUUGUAUAUUUAAUAUAUUUGCAGUGAACACAGAAUACUUUAUGCAUAUUACUGAUUUAAUUUGAAUAUAGUUUUACAGCCUCCUUGACACCUAUAAUUUACAGAUCAAAACUCAGCAAUAAUUUGGGCAGCUAAUGAAUGUCAUGAAAGCUGUAGCCUCUCCGUCACCACCCAUCGCUUUAAUUACAUGACAACGCUCUAGUGUCACGAUGCACUGCUCACGUCUCCAAUUCAGGUACAAGUAUGUUUUAAAGAAGAAGUAAGUUUCCCAAUCAGCCAAUUUAUCUGGCUACCUGUUACCUCAGCUGAGUUAGUUUAGGAAGUUUACAUUCGUUUCUAAUUCUGUGCUUGUUUUCAGGGGUUUUUAAACACAUCCUCUCUAUCAUGUCAAUUUGGCCAGGACCGUGACUUGCAUUUUGCUGAAAUUAACUCAGAAAUCAGUAAAAAUGAAGUCAUAAAAUAAUCAUGUGUCAUAUGGCUUUGGUACCCUGUACACAUACAUUAAAACUUUUCGAAGUUUGGCCUCCUAUUAAAAUAAUUAUGUCUCAGAUGAAUAAUGUCUUGUUUCCAGGGUUCAGAAAGGCAAACUCAUGAAACGCCACUGAGAACUUUGAACACAGCACCCUUCACGUACAGGAAAGUGUGUGUUUGCUUUAUUUGUAUAGGUUUCUAUUUGUGUCUUAUGUCCUGGAAAUAUUCCAAAAUAACAGGUAAUAGUAGUCAAGUAAAAUGCAGAUAGUCUGAAUUAAUUGAGUUUCUAGAAGUAAGAAGUCAGCAUGUUACCCAGAGUCAGUGUUGGGCUAUCAGUUUAUAAUAAAUGCUGAAAUAUGCCCACUUUGAAAAUGCACUUUGACUAAUCUCAAAAUGAUGUACAAAUUAUACCUAUGAAGUCCAAGGCUUCUGUUCUGUUUCUUACAAUCCUUUGUCAUGUACAAUUUGUCUGGUAUUUGAUUUGUGAUAUCAUUUCUCCUGCUGAAGCUGCUAUCAUUCUGACAAGGUAGAGGUCCAAGGUUUACCUUCAUAUACAUUGGAAACAAUUAGAACAGACUUAGACAUUCUAAGGAGAGGUAAAUCUUAGCAUUUUCCUCGUGUCUCAAUCAUGCUAAAGUUUGCAAGGUGGUAAAUUUGGGAGGAGUACCCCAGUUCUUUCCUAUGGGAAAACUGACUUCCAGUAUGUUUCAACAGAGCUGUUGUUGUCCUGGACUAAGCGAUUGUACUGGGUUUCCCAAGACCUUUACCAGUAAAUUAUGUUUCUGUAUGUAAAAACGUAACCCAUUAUUAGACAAUGUUAUAUGUAUUUACCAAAUUAUGUAAGUUCCAUUGGGAUUGUAUUAUUAAUUUUUGUAUUUUCUCAAAAUAGUACUUUGAAUUGAUAGUUCUUUAUGCAAUGUCUUAGCAAUAGUCACUGUAAUGCCCAUCCAGGAGCAGUGGGUAGUAAUCCUUCAUCAUGAAAAUGAUAUACUACAUAUUUACUGUGUUCCCUUUGCAGUAUUGCACUUUUGUUUAACUAGAACAUACCUGUGAGAUAGCCAAAGUUUUUCAGACCGUUACCUUGGUUUGCAGUGGAGUGUUUCAAUACCACCCGCAGCCCACUCUUCCUCUAGGCCUGCCCAUAGGACCUUUAUUCCUCUUUCCCAAUUAAAAGAAAAUGAGGUUAAAAAGAAAACCUUAGAUCUUGUCAUUAAAAUCUAAUUUAUAGCAAAAUCUAUGAGAUAAAGUAUUUUCCUAAUUAUGGUCUAAUAAAUUUGGAUAACAUCCUAGUGAUUCUUUCUAUAUAUAAGUUAGUUACCGUUUUCAAAGCAUAAGGCUAAUAUUAACUUUAAACAUUCUCUUGGGUUUCAAGACAUGCCUUUGUAGAUUGAUUGGGGGAAGGUGGUCCAGGAAUCAGCUAAGAAAACCAUGCAGAUCUGGAAAUACAAAGUUAAGGGUUAUAGGAAGCAAGUCAAUGCAGUCCCACUUACUCAAGCUGCAGCUGAAAGGCUAUCCCAGUACGUGUUGGUAGUUCCUGAGAGAGUUAUAGCUGGUGUUGCCUUGUGGUCUACCCCUUGUUUCAGGCCUCAUGACUCAGUCUUAGUCCAAGUUUUCUUUUGGACAUUUGCAAUAUUUACCAGUUGUGUUUUGUGUAGUCUAAAUUUGCUUUCUGUAGUUGAGCAAACGUCUUAAAAAGUCAUUUGUAAUUUAUUAAAUUACUUUCUAUGAUGUUCUAUAGAGCAAAUGGAAGUUUAAUUAUUUUUUAUUAAACAUAUUCUUUGACUACCCAUGA